UUUUGUGGUUACAGCGACAAUGCGUUUCAGUUGCAUUUUGGGCCUUUUAGCAAUGUGCCUCGUUGCUAAGGCAGCUGAACCGGAUUGCACAAAGAAAUGGCCAGUACUUUGGCCACCUUGUCUUUUUAUUUGCCAACAUGGAAGUUGGGGGCUUCAUUCUUGGCCAACAUUUACCCUCGAGCAUAAGCCGAACGGAACGUCUUGCAGGAGACAUUUGGGCUUGAGCCGUGGAGUAUGCUUGAAUGGAAGAUGUGUAAAGCCUAUGGCUAAUAUGACAUCGUCGCUUCUUGAAUAAACAUGCAUAACAGGGGAAAGCUUUCAAGGUGUUUCUGAGAAGCGGCCCAAGUGACUUUACAUAACUCUUUGUUUAAAAAUCU
Messenger RNA from Ixodes scapularis (black-legged tick), 377 nucleotides. RefSeq lists its product as uncharacterized. The transcript is spliced from 4 exons. The record is from RefSeq and is a predicted model, not a curated record. The coding region runs from base 20 to 295 and encodes 91 amino acids. Lineage: Eukaryota; Metazoa; Arthropoda; Arachnida; Ixodida; Ixodidae.